Cynara cardunculus var. scolymus (artichoke) is the source of this 564-nucleotide messenger RNA. Its product is annotated as glutamic acid-rich protein-like. The transcript is spliced from 2 exons. Lineage: Eukaryota; Viridiplantae; Streptophyta; Magnoliopsida; Asterales; Asteraceae. The record is from RefSeq and is a predicted model, not a curated record. Bases 1 to 564 code for a protein of 187 amino acids.
AUGAGCUACAUGAAGUCUAAGGAGAUUAGGAGAGCAUACAAACGUACACGCGAGACACUAGAACCAGUGUCUCAAACCCCGGUACGUAUAGGAGCAGUCGAUGAAGAAGAGAGAACUAAGGACACAACAAUUCCUCAGACCGAGGGAGGACCGAUGAGAGUUGGAGUAGAGAGAAUGAGAGCUGAGGAAGAAAGAGCUCGCCAAACAGAAAUCGCUCGCCUAAGAAAAGAGGCCAGACUAAGAGCAGAAGAGGAGGCUCGUCAAAUCUUGGCUCAAUCCUCUAGUCCAAACCAAGAGGAUGACCAAGAGCAUUAUGAUGAUGUUGCACGGUCUUACAAUAGCAAAGAAAGUGGAGAAGAGGAGGAAGAGAGUGACGAAGAAGAGAGUGAGACAGAGAGUGAGAGAGAUGAAGAGGAGAGCAAGGAAGAAGAAGAGGAAGAAGAGGGAGGAGGUGAAGCAGUUGCUUUGUCUCAGGGUGGGACAGAGCAACCUAGGCCAAAUAAGCACAUCAGAUUCACCUACACCACUCCAAGUGCAACCAUACUAUCUGACUCCGGUGGUUGA